AUGGUAAAGGAGGUCUGGAGGGUGCUGGGUGGAGUGCUGAGGGAGGAACUGGGCCGAAGAAAGGAAAGUAGACAGAACAGGGACCGCGGGAAUCGAGCGCAGCAAAACAGCUCCAACCUCAAUCCAACGCCAGCACCCGGCCCGCACAGCACGGAAUCCCGGGGAAGGCGGAGAGCGGGGUCCGAGGCUCCCCCAAGGCCCGGAAGCGAAAGCCUCUCCACCUCUUCCGAGCGGGGUCACGGCCCGGCCGUCGGUAGCCGGGUUUCCGAGAGUGCGGGGCGGUCGGCGGGUCAGGGCAGCCCGGGGCCUGACGCCAUGUCCCGGAACCUGCGCACCGCGCUCAUUUUCGGCGGCUUCAUCUCCCUGAUCGGCGCCGCCUUCUAUCCCAUCUACUUCCGGCCCCUAAUGAGAUUGGAGGAGUACAAGAAGGAACAAGCUAUAAAUCGGGCUGGAAUUGUUCAAGAGGAUGUGCAGCCACCAGGGUUAAAAGUGUGGUCUGAUCCAUUUGGCAGGAAAUGAGAGGGCUGUCACCAGCUCUGAUUAAAAAAGGAGAUUUCUUCAUGCUUUCGAUUCUGCAUGGGUUAUAGUCAGUCACCUCACCAGAGAAUGACGGCUGGAGAAGAAAACUCUGUAAUACCAUAAAUAAGAGUGCUUGUAAUAAAAGACUGUGCACAAGGAUUAGUAUUUCCCUUCUUAAGUAUCAAAAGAACUCUGGAACAAAUUAUACCAUUAGGAAGGUUUUCAUGAUUCAGUUGAUUUUCCAAAAAUGAAGCUAUCUCACCCAGCUGGGUUUGGAGCAAUCUGCUUAUUAUUCUGUCGUUACCACUUACUCAAGCAAGCUGUGAUAUGAAUACAAGCAACCAGUAGGCUCGGGAAGGUCCGGGUCUAUUUUGCCAUCUUCCAGAUAAGAGAUUUCGGUAAAAAACUGCCAUGCUGAGCUGCCUUAUAGCGCUCUUUGAAAAUGUUCAAGUUGAUAAAGCUCUUUGAGGACAAGGUACUUCGUGCAUUGCACCAUGUUGGAAAAUAAAUAUGAAGCAAGUCAAACUCGAUGCAUACACUUGUGUAGAAAUCAAUAAUCAAUUAAUAGAAGUGAAAAAUAGACAUUAAAAUGAUUUAUUUCUA
Nomascus leucogenys (northern white-cheeked gibbon) is the source of this 1122-nucleotide messenger RNA. RefSeq names its product small integral membrane protein 20 (gene SMIM20). Lineage: Eukaryota; Metazoa; Chordata; Mammalia; Primates; Hylobatidae. The record is from RefSeq and is a predicted model, not a curated record. Gene Ontology annotation, cellular component: mitochondrial inner membrane. Gene Ontology annotation, biological process: mitochondrial respiratory chain complex IV assembly.